Messenger RNA from Astrephomene gubernaculifera, 598 nucleotides. Lineage: Eukaryota; Viridiplantae; Chlorophyta; Chlorophyceae; Chlamydomonadales; Astrephomenaceae. The record is from the annotation of a GenBank genome assembly.
CUGCCCGCGUAAUCGCAAGACUACACGCAUCGUUGCGGACGGCUCGCGCCUUUGGGCAGGCGUUUGCCGGUCCGUCGCUCGCCCGCUCGACUGCCAGGAACCCUCCUCCUGCUCUCAACCUCCUAGAACCUUUUGAUAUACACCAGAAGCUGUUAAGAUGGCGUGCAUUAAGCAGCUGGCAGGUAUAAGGACGCGCGUUCCAUAUGCACAACCCUGUAUUCAUACGCCAGGCAAGCAAGCACCUACCACAUUCUCAAGGAUCACCUGCAAGGUUGCUAAAACAAAUGAGGCCCUGUCUACGGAGGAAGAGCUUCAGCGGCUGCGUCACGAGAAUGAGUUAUUGCGAAAACAGCUUGCGCUGUAUCAGCAGGCCACUGGGCAUGCCUUGCCGCUCCCGCCCGCCCUGGCCGCUGCCCCCGCUCCACCGCCUUCCCCAUCAGCUGCUGCAACAGCAGCUGAGGAGCAGGCGCUGGCGCCCCAGCCGCCUCCUUUGGAGCACCCCCGCCACACCGACCCCCUGUCCGACCCCGACAUCCGCUGGCCCGCCGGCCCACCCACCGAGCCGCGCUUCUGGGAGCGACCCGCCCGCACCCGCCCC